AUGAUCCGGCCUCCAACCACUGACUUCACUCGUCUCAACAUCAUCCCUUCAUCGAAUGGCCUUGUUAUGGCAGCUUACGAAGCCUACAGCCACCACCAUCACCUCAAGAUCCGACCUGAAGAUGUUUGGUUCACCAUCCUGACCCAGAUAACCUUCUACAUCAAUGCUCACGCUGAGGAACUUCGAUCGUCCUUCGUCAGCCAUGCAGGUAAAGAAGAACUUGUUGUGAUUGACUCUGGCAGUAUCGAAACUUUUGAUGCCGGAAAACUGGCGAUAUGGCUUACUGAAGCAAUGGACCAAUAUCUUGUUGAUCCAGGGCUUCGUGACUGGAUCAUGCCAAGCUUCACCACUACCACUCGAACAGAUACCGAGACCGCUGCCAUCAUCAUGAUGGGUGCGAUGCAAAAGUACUUCAGUUAUCGCAUGAGUUUGACAUGCGGAAUCCCUUCCGUUACUCUUUUAGGGGAAAAGGCUGACUGGGUUGACUUACGCCAGCGCCUUAACAAGCUACCUGAAUUCGGCAAGGAACCUAGACAAUUUGCCGCUCUACUAUCUCCCAUCCUCGAUUACUUCAUUGCUACAUUUGAGGAUGCUGAUAAUCACAGAGUUGUAGACUUCUGGACAAAGAUUGCAGACAAAGAGAGCAAUAGCUCAGGCCCGUCUUAUCUCUCGGGAUGGAUCACAGCCUUUUGCUUCUGGAACGGCGAAGGUAGAAUGCUGCACCGCGCAACCAGGGAUGCUUGUAACCUUGAUGGUACGUUGUACCAUCGGGUUGACAUAUCAGACAUACCUAGCGCUCAUAUGUCUGUACCGGUCGUGGUCGAUGAUGGUGCGCGCGAGUACAAGACCAAAAUGGUUGCCGGACUACUCGGUAUGGCGGCAUCUAGCAGUGGAGGAAAGCUGGACACCAGCCAAGGCCACAAGGCCUGGGUGAAGAAAGCGAUGUUUGGGCCUUCAGAGUUUGUAGAUGUAGCACCAGUAGUGGGCAAAGAUACUGGACUAGAUACACUGCAACCUGUCGCCGGCUGGUUCAUGUACGAGGUGAAAGAUCCUGGUCUUUCUGGAGUGUUUGGAAGCCGGGCAUAA
Molecule: messenger RNA, 1086 nt
Organism: Alternaria postmessia
Lineage: Eukaryota; Fungi; Ascomycota; Dothideomycetes; Pleosporales; Pleosporaceae
Exons: 1
Coding region: 1-1086 (361 amino acids)
Source: RefSeq, a predicted model, not a curated record